Fragaria vesca subsp. vesca is the source of this 786-nucleotide messenger RNA. RefSeq names its product snakin-2-like. Bases 268 to 588 code for a protein of 106 amino acids. The transcript is spliced from 3 exons. The record is from RefSeq and is a predicted model, not a curated record. NCBI's taxonomy places the organism in Eukaryota, Viridiplantae, Streptophyta, Magnoliopsida, Rosales, Rosaceae.
UAUUUAGCUUCUAAAUUAUUGUAAGUUGUAACUAAUCAAUAAUUACAAAUCCGCGUACAUGCCACAAACUAUGGUCAUGAUAGAGACCUGCCUACCAACCUCCCUCCUCUUCUUCUCAUCACUUAACCCACUGUAGUCAUCUGCAGCCUAUAAAUAGAGAAGCCAUGCAUCUCAGUUUACCAAAACCAAUCAUAGUGCUCAAUUAGUUUUGAGACCAAUUAGCAAAAGAUUAUCAAAGAGUUUUGCUUCGCUGUUUCGCGAUUGAUCAUGAUGAUGAACUACUCCAGGCUUGUGUUUGUUUCAGUUCUGUUGAUGAUGAUGAUUUCCCUUCUUGUUUUCAGCCCUGUUGAGGCUGAUGGAGUAGUGGUGAACAACGGACAACAUGCUUCACUCCUUGCCAAAAUAGACUGCGGUGGAGCGUGCACAGCGAGGUGUCGUUUAUCGUCUCGGCCUAACCUGUGCAAGCGGGCAUGCGGGACAUGCUGCCAGCGUUGCAGCUGCGUUCCUCCCGGCACGGCUGGAAACUACGACGUCUGCCCCUGUUACGCUACCCUCACCACCCACGGCGGCAAACGCAAGUGUCCUUAAUUCAACAGCAUCAAAACUACUUCAAGCAAGCUAAUAGCUAUAUAGAUAGCUAGCUUGAUCAGAAAUAUGUGCCGGAGCUACACAGAGUGAAUAAAAUUGCAUGUAUAAGUUUAAAUUAAAUUAUCGAAUAAAAAUGGUCACUGCUUGUAAUUUCUGCUGAAUAAUAAAUCAAAAAAGUGAAAUGUUUAUGAUUUGUUC